UCGCAUUGUUGUUGUUGGCGCUGCUUCUGCUUAUUGUUGUUGCUGCUGCCACUUGCGAUUUUGUUUUUAUUGCGCACUCGAAAUUGUUUUGUUAUUUAGUGGCGAUACGAUACAAAAAGCGCUUGAGAUGGUGCAAAAUCGAGCGCAUUUAGGUUUAGUUUAAGUUAGUCGCUCGUCGUGCGUGUGUGUGUGUGUGUGUUUAAUCGCAGCUGUUAAAUGCAAUUUGGCAAUUGCAGUUGCAAUCUGCAAAUGUGAAUGAAAAUCGAGCGCAAUAAAAGGACAGCAAUUAAAAUCUAAGUUCAAUAUGUCGCUUUUUGUGGAGUACACGGAUCCCAAAUGGCGGGACUUGGAUAUGCGCGCGUUGUCCGUCGACCAGUUCUACCUGUACCUGCGAUCGCAGUUCACCACCGAGAGCUACCUGUACUCGCUGUCCGACGAAUGUUACACGUGUCCGUACACCAAAGUGAAAGCUCUGCCCGCUGCCGACGUCGCUGCCGGCGUCGAUGAACCGUUACGUUUGAGUUCGGCAUUUGGGCUGAAUUUCAAAAUAUACGAACACGAUCAGGGUCACUAUGCCUACGACAAUGUCUCGUCGCUCUGCUGGCUGCGUCGCACCGAUCUGCAGGAAUUCGGCGUCUAUAACCUGACCCUCCAAGCGAAUGGGACCUGUGCCUUUGCGGUGGACAAGCCGGGCGUACCCAUUAAUUACGCUUUCCUCGCCGUUUUCGUGCUGGUUGCCGCCCUGCUAAUCGCCCUGAAACUUGUGAGCUGCGCCUGGCGUUGCUAUCGCUAUGACGAGGCCACCGCUGCCGCCGACAGCAUCGGAGAGGCGGCCACCAAGGCCACCCAGAGGAAGCGGCUCCGCAGCCUGGACACCUUCCGCGGACUUUCGAUCGUUCUGAUGAUCUUCGUGAACAGUGGCGGCGGCGGCUACACCUGGAUCGAGCACGCGGCCUGGAACGGCCUGCACCUGGCCGACGUGGUCUUUCCCUCGUUCCUCUGGAUAAUGGGCGUGUGCAUUCCGCUCUCCGUCAAAUCGCAACUCGCACGAGGCAACAGCAAGGCGGGGAUUUGUCUGCGCAUCCUGUGGCGAUCGAUCAAACUCUUUGUCAUCGGCUUGUGCCUGAACUCGAUGAGUGGCCCGAAUCUGGAGCAACUGCGUCUCAUGGGUGUCCUGCAGCGAUUCGGAGUGGCCUUUCUGGUUGUCGGUGUGCUGCAUACGUUGUGCAGCCGCCGGGAGCCCAUAAGUCCGCAAAGAUCGUGGCAACGAGCCGUGCACGAUGUGUGUCUCUUUAGCGGAGAAUUGGCGGUGCUUUUGGCACUGGUGGCCACCUAUUUGGGCCUGACCUUUGGCCUACGCGUGCCGGGAUGUCCGCGUGGCUAUCUGGGACCCGGUGGCAAGCAUGAUCAUAAUGCCCAUCCCAAUUGCAUUGGCGGAGCGGCGGGCUAUGCUGACCUCCAAGUGCUGGGCAAUGCGCACAUCUACCAACAUCCCACGGCCAAAUAUGUCUACGACUCCACAGCCUUCGAUCCGGAGGGUGUUUUCGGCUGCAUCCUGAGCGUGGUGCAGGUGCUCCUGGGCGCCUUUGCAGGCGUUACCCUGCUGGUGCAUCCCACCUGGCAGUCGCGGAUCCGUCGCUGGAUGAUCCUCGCCAUUUUCCUGGGCCUCAUUGGCGGCGCCCUGAGUGGCUUUUCCCGUGAAGGCGGCGCCAUUCCCGUCAACAAGAACCUCUGGUCGCUGUCCUUCGUCUGCGUGACCGUUAGCCUGGCCCUGGUGAUCCUGUCGCUGCUCUACUACUUCAUCGAUGUGCGGGAAACGUGGAGCUGGUCGGGCUAUCCGUUCACCGAAUGCGGCAUGAAUGCCAUUGUCAUGUACGUGGGCCACUCGGUGCUGCACAAAAUGCUGCCCUGGCAUUGGCGAAUCGGCGAGAUGAACACGCACUUCAUGCUCCUGCUGGAGGCCACCUGGAACACCCUCGUCUGGGUGGGCAUCGCCCUGUACCUGGACGCCCAGGAGUUCUAUUACAGCCUGUAAUUCCCUAUAUGCACAAUUCAAUUGCCAAAUAAAUUAGCGUUUUGUACAUAGAUUGAUUUUUACGGAGAAAGCACAAAGUAUUUGUAACAUAAUCCGAAUUUUCGUUGUAGGAACGCAAAUUAAAAUCAAAUAUCAAUAUAAA
Messenger RNA from Drosophila takahashii, 2177 nucleotides. RefSeq names its product Heparan-alpha-glucosaminide N-acetyltransferase (gene Hgsnat). The record is from RefSeq and is a predicted model, not a curated record. Lineage: Eukaryota; Metazoa; Arthropoda; Insecta; Diptera; Drosophilidae.